AUGACAUAUUUCUUGUCCUAUGUUCAUGCAUGUGAAAAUCUAACACGCCUAGUCUCUGAGAUUAAGCAAUUCCUUAUUUUGGGUGAUUUUUGCUGGUUGGAGCAAGUUACUCGUUCUGGUACAGAGGACAGAGCCUCAAGAAAACGUGAUCUCGAGCUAGUCGCUUUUCGCCUUCGAGAUGAGUUGGCCUACGACGCCAACGCGUUGGCAGAUGAACUAGCCUUUACUGAAGCGAGGCGUGGCCGUGGCCCGAUCGCUCCGAAGUAG
Messenger RNA from Protopolystoma xenopodis, 267 nucleotides. Lineage: Eukaryota; Metazoa; Platyhelminthes; Monogenea; Polystomatidea; Polystomatidae. The record is from the annotation of a GenBank genome assembly.